Messenger RNA from Rubroshorea leprosula, 984 nucleotides. NCBI's taxonomy places the organism in Eukaryota, Viridiplantae, Streptophyta, Magnoliopsida, Malvales, Dipterocarpaceae. The record is from the annotation of a GenBank genome assembly.
AUUUCCUUUCUUUGUUUCAGAAGAAAAAAAAGUCCUAUUCAAAGCCACAAACCCCAAAGCCUACGUCAAAAUGCACGCGAAAACGGACUCGGAGGCAACGAGUCUCGACGCCUCGUGGCCGCCGCGAUCCCCCAGACGGCCGGUCUACUACGUGCAGAGCCCUUCAAACCACGAUGUCGAGAAAACGUCAUACGAGUCGAGCCCCACAGGGUCCCCAGCGCACCAUUACUCCCAGUGCUCGCCCGUUCACCAUUCCAGGGAAUCCUCCACGUCGAGGUUCUCGGCGUCCCUCAAGAAUCCCAGAAACCUCUCUGCCUGCAAACACGUACAGCUCCGUCACGAGGGGGAGGACGACGACGAAGAAGUGGAUGGUCAUGAUGACGGCCGCGGCAAAGUCAGGCUAGCUUACAAGCCUGAAAUCUCAGUGGAGAACAUGGUAUUCGAGAACUUCUACGUGCAGGCUGGUAGUGAUCAAUCAGGAGUGCCAACAGACAUGCUGUCGUUGAAUUCAACGGUCAAGAUUUCAUUCACAAACCCAGCUACCUUCUUUACCUUCCACGUCACGGCCACUCCAUGGGAACUUAGCUAUUUCCAGCUCAAGGUAGCCUCUGGACAGAUGAAUAAGUUCACACAAUCAAGGAAGAGUAAGAGGACUUUAGUAACAGUAGUGUCUGGGCAUCAAGUGCCAUUAUAUGGAGGGAUACCAGUUCUUACGGAUGCGUUUGCGCACCAGAAUAGUGUAUCAGUCCCAUUGAACCUGACAUUUACGAUGAGAUCAAGAGCCUACAUUUUGGGCAAACUUGUGAAAACCAAAUUCUACAGGCGAAUCAGGUGUUCGGUUGCUUUGAGAGGCGACAUGCUCGGGAAGCCACUUAGUCUGACAAAUUCAUGUACUUAUCAGUGAAUGUGAAUGUUCAUAAUGCUCUCUUUUUGGGAAAAUAAUAUUGUUUUGUAAUUGCUUUUGAAGAAAUCAGCAAUUUUGUU